Molecule: messenger RNA, 1138 nt
Organism: Mandrillus leucophaeus (drill)
Lineage: Eukaryota; Metazoa; Chordata; Mammalia; Primates; Cercopithecidae
Gene: TAS2R5
Product: taste receptor type 2 member 5
Exons: 1
Coding region: 139-1038 (299 amino acids)
Biological process (GO): G protein-coupled receptor signaling pathway; sensory perception of taste; detection of chemical stimulus involved in sensory perception of bitter taste
Cellular component (GO): membrane
Molecular function (GO): G protein-coupled receptor activity; bitter taste receptor activity
Source: RefSeq, a predicted model, not a curated record
UUCAGUCUUGCUUGAAGACAGAUUACAGAGGGAUAAGGCCAAAUCCAGAUUCUGUGGUGUGCAAUUUACCCUGGUGUGUUAUUGCUGCUAGGGGAUCUGAGCUCAGCCAGGAGCAGUGAGAGCCUCCCCUCCCCCUUCAUGCUGAGUGCUGGCCUAGGACUGCUGAUGCUGGUGGCCGUGAUUGAAUUUCUCAUCGGUUUAAUUGGAAAUGGAAUCCUUGUGGUCUGGAGUUUAAGAGAAUGGAUCAGAAAAUUCAGCUGGUCCUCAUAUAACCUCAUUAUCCUGGGCCUGGCUGGCUGCCGGUUUCUCCUGCAGUGGCUGAUCAUUUUGGACUUAAGCUUGUUUCCCCUUUUCCAGAGCAGCCGUUGGCUUCGCUAUCUUAAUGUCUUCUGGGUCCUGGUAAGCCAGGCCAGCUUGUGGUUUGCCACCUUCCUCAGUGUCUUCUAUUGCAAGAAGAUCACCACCUUUGAUCGCCCUGCCUACUUGUGGCUGAAGCAGAGGGCCUAUAACCUGAGUCUGUGGUGCCUUCUGGGCUACUUUAUAAUCAGUUUGUUACUUACAGUCCAAGUUGGCUUAAUGGUCCAUCAUCCUCCCCAAGGAAACAGCAGCAUUCGUUAUCCCUUUGAACACUGGCAGUACCUGUAUGUAUUUCAGCUCAAUUCUGGAAGUUAUUUGCCUUUAAUGGUGUUUCUUGUUUCCUCUGGGAUGCUGAUUAUCUCUUUGUAUACACACCACAAGAAGAUGAAGGUCCAUUCAGCUGGCAGGAGGGAUGCCCGGGCCAAGGCUCACAUCACUGCCCUGAAGUCCUUGGGCUGCUUCCUCUUACUUCACCUGGUUUAUAUCGUGGCCAGCCCCUUCUCCAUCACCUCCAAGACUUAUCCUCCUGAUCUCACCAGUGUCUUCAUCUGGGAGACACUCAUGGCGGCCUAUCCUUCUCUUCAUUCUCUCAUGUUGAUCAUGGGGAUUCCUAGGGUGAAGCAGACUUGUCAGAAGAUCCUGUGGAAGACAGUGUGUGCUCGGAGAUGCUGGGGCCCAUGAUCUAGGAAGAAAAGUGUGGUCAGGGCACUCUUGGGAUGCUCUUUUGAUAGCUGUCUGUAAGGGAGCUGCCUUCCAUGUCUUUUAAGAUUUUCCUUCUUUU